Neohortaea acidophila is the source of this 3273-nucleotide messenger RNA. RefSeq names its product cation transport protein-domain-containing protein. Lineage: Eukaryota; Fungi; Ascomycota; Dothideomycetes; Mycosphaerellales; Teratosphaeriaceae. The coding region runs from base 198 to 3041 and encodes 947 amino acids. The transcript has a single exon. Gene Ontology annotation, cellular component: plasma membrane. The record is from RefSeq and is a predicted model, not a curated record. Gene Ontology annotation, molecular function: high-affinity potassium ion transmembrane transporter activity. Gene Ontology annotation, biological process: potassium ion import across plasma membrane; intracellular potassium ion homeostasis.
GGAUUGCUUCUCCAAGCCGCUCGCACACUUCUCCCUCCGCCAGAAUUCAAUUCUUGAUGGCAUUAGGUCCCCCGUGGCCACGCUGCCUCACCUGACAUCCUUUCGCUGCACCGCACAGCCUCAUGGCUCACCCGCCCACCUCCCCCGUCUCCUCCCCCGCGCGGGCCUCCCUCGCCUGAAGAGCGCACACCGACAUCAUGUUCGAGCCACCGUUGGCCGUGUUGAAAUAUCUCUAUGGCCUCGUGCCCAAGAGCUUCAAGGUGUCGAAGGGCAAACUGCGCUUCAACUACCUCAUGGUGCACUAUGCCUACCUCAUUUCGAUGUCUAUCAUUGGCUCCGUCAUCAUCUACGGCGGCGGCGCGAUGCCAUACAACGACGCGCUCUUCUUCGCCGUCGGUUGCGCCACCCAGUCGGGCCUCAACACGAUCAAUGUCAACGACGUCGCCACCUACCAACAAGUCACCUUCAUGCUCAUUGCGUGCGUCACCAACCCCAUCUUCAUCAAUACGGUGGUGGUAUUCGUCCGGCUGUACUGGUUCGAGAAGAGAUUCAAGCAUAUUGUGCAGGAGCUGCGCGAGAAGCGUCGGGCGAGAGCGCCGACCAUUAGCCGUACCAGGAGCGAGAUGAAAGCCGGAGAUGCGCGAGACCUGGAGGCGGCGCGCGGAAUUCAGAUUGGCGUCAACGGGCGGGAAAUCCGUGUGCUACAUGAGACGACCAAGCCCAAUGGCAUGAGCGAAAAUCCAAUCCACGACGACAAAAUAGAAGAGUUCCAUGCGAAACUGCGAUCGAGCUCGGAGGAGGAGAGCGAGACUCCGUCGCCCGAGGGCAGCAACACGAGCAACCACGAUGUCGAAGACGAUGUAAUUCAGGCCGCGAUAUCACGGCAGACCGUUGGCGAAGCGGAGCAAGUCGUGUCCGACUCGUCUGCUUCCCACGGCGGCGACACCAGCCCCACUCUACAUCGAGAUAUCAGGUUUGCCGACGAAGUCUCGCCGGCUGAAAAUGAAAAAGACGUGCCUUCUGACAAACCACCGGAAGGGGAGGACAUCGCCAAGCACAUUGCAUUUCGCGAGAGUCAACGGGACAGAGCGAAAGCAGGGCACACUCUCCGCAUCCCAGGACCACGCGCAUUCGAGGAAGGCGCAGAGCCUGAGGAAUUGAGUGAUUCAGACGAAGAAAAUCACCCUGGUACGGCGGGAGAGAAAAAACUCGCCCCAGUUCGCACCGCGACCGAGCGGGAGGGCGCGAAUACAUCGGGCGACGACCACACCAAUCGUGGUGGGAUCAAAUUUGAAGCACAAAAUCAUCCUGCACAUCGCCAGUCGACAGAGGGCUUCGAGGAGCCGGUGGAAACGCCAGUCUCGACGUUCGGUCGGAUUUGGGAUCGCGUGCGCCGACCACCUUCAUCGCUCAGCGAUGCGCGGGGCACAAUCGGACACACAUUCAGCCAGUUUUCCACGGCUUUGAGCCGCGAGAGGAGCGGGGAGAGGGAGACGGACCACAUGCCGUAUCUCAGCUGGCAGGCGACGACCGGCAGGAACAGCGCCUUUCUCGGCCUGAACGAGGCACAGCGCGAGGAGCUGGGCGGCAUCGAGUAUCGCUCUCUCAAGACCUUGGCCAAGAUCCUCCUCUUCUACUUUGUCGGCUUUCAUCUUACCGGAAUGCUGGUCAAUCUGCCGUGGAUUCUGCGAUCACCUGGCUACAAGCAAGUCAUCCAAGGCUUUGGGGUAAAUCCCGCCUGGUGGGCCAUUUUCACGGCUGCAAGUGAAUUCAACGAUCUCGGCCUGACCCUCACCCCCAACAGUAUGGAGUCUUUCCAGACUGCCACGCUCAUUCUGCUCUACGGAUCCUUCUUGAUCAUCAUUGGCAACACGGGCUUCCCCAUUGGGCUGCGCUUUGUGAUUUGGUUCACGAGCAAAUUUACGCACUACGGGUCGCGGAUGUGGGAGGAGCUUCGCUUCCUGCUCGACCACCCUCGUCGAUGUUUCGUCUUGCUCUUCCCCGGCAAGGCGUCGUGGUGGCUGUUCUGGAUUCUGGUCUUGCUCAACGGCAUCGACCUCGUCUUUUACAUUGUAUUGGAUUUGCACGAUUCGACCGUCACAAGCGUUCCUGGGGGCUACCGUGUCUUGGACGGAUGGUAUCAAGCCGUGUGUACUCGCACCGCUGGCUUCGCCGUCGUCAACAUUGCCAAUCUGCACCCCGCCAUCCAAGUAUCCUACCUGAUCAUGAUGUACAUAUCCGUCUUCCCGAUUGCUAUAUCAGUGCGCAGGACGAACGUAUAUGAAGAGAAAUCCCUCGGCAUCUUCGGGGGAGAGGAGGAGGGCGGAGACGAUGAGAACCAAUCGUACGUCAGCCAGCAUCUGCGACGCCAGCUCUCCUUCGAUCUGUGGUUCAUCUUCCUGGGGCUCUUCAUCAUCGCCAUCGUCGAGGGUGAGAGGAUCCAGGCGGUCGAUCAGCCGGCAUUCACGCUCUUCGCCAUCUUAUUUGAAAUCGUCAGCGCGUACGGCACGGUCGGCCUGAGCCUGGGCUACCCGACCGACGACACCAGCUUCUCGGCGCAGUUCCAUAUCAUCAGCAAGCUGGUCAUCAUGGCGAUGAUGCUGAGAGGGCGGCACCGUGGUCUGCCAUAUGCUCUGGACCGCGCCAUUCUCCUCCCCAGCGACCAGAAAUCGAAGAGGGAAAGGGAAACGGAUGAGGCGCCAGAAGAUCAUCAGUUGCAGCGCCGCGGCUCCAUCUUUGCCGAAACGAAUGCGCGACAGCUCCACGGGGCCAAUUGGCGGCAGUUUGAUCUGGACGAACAAGGCCUUCCGAGACAGCACCUGGUUCACCAGAGUUCCGGCGUGGAUGCAUCGGCAACGCCUGCGACGGUGGGGAGGAGUUCGACGGGUGGAGAGGAGGACAUUCGUCAAAGGCACAAGCGACGAGGCAGCGCGGUGUCGACGAACAGCAACCGGCCAACGCCGCGGAGGCGAAGCAAGAGUCUGAGUCGCGUGAUUGCUGGAGGACUCAGUGCUGGUCCUACGUUUUCGAAGAACGAUUGAGGAGUGCUCCGGCGGAAGUGGAGCGGUGAUGUGAGGUGUGGAGGGACAUGUAUUCCUUCACUGUUUGCUUGAUAUGCUGCGUUCUGAGCGACUUGGUAUCUGCACUCUUUGCAAGCGCGGCGUUGGCAGGGGUUGAUUCACGAGCAACGACGAUUUGGAUGGGCGGCGGGAAAUGCCAUGGGUUCCAAUUUGGAAUGUACAUACGUGGACAGAAUCACAUUGCUCCUGGACC